Molecule: messenger RNA, 3489 nt
Organism: Cimex lectularius (bed bug)
Lineage: Eukaryota; Metazoa; Arthropoda; Insecta; Hemiptera; Cimicidae
Gene: Dna2
Product: DNA replication ATP-dependent helicase/nuclease DNA2
Exons: 15
Coding region: 171-3293 (1040 amino acids)
Molecular function (GO): 5'-3' DNA helicase activity; single-stranded DNA helicase activity
Source: RefSeq, a predicted model, not a curated record
AUAACCACACGUGAACCUCUUCGAAACUUGGCGGUUCUGGUCUAGCUUAUCGACCGGCGACUUCACGUUAGACGGGUUUUUCUAUUCUGUUUUUGUAGUUUUUUUUUUUCCUAAAAUAAAAUGUGUGAUAAAAUGUAAUAAUUUUUAACUAGAAAAAGGCCGACGUCGUCAUGAAGAAAACAGCGCAGAAGAAGCUGACAAAUUACUUCACCCUUAACGAACAGAGAGUGAAGUCGCGGAGUGACACUGAAAACAUAGAAGCCGGCGCGCCGCCGGCCCUGAAGCGCCAGCGCGUUUCCACUCCACAAAAGCCUGUGCUAAAGGAGAAGAAGGUGCAGUCGCACAUAUCGCCUAUGAAGUUCGUCGAGAACUUUGGCUCCGUUUUCUUCGACGACGACUUUGGCUUCGAUGAUCUCAAACGGCAAGGGAGUCUUAAUUUGGAAAAGUUACAGCGUUUUGAAGUUCUGGCAGUUGAAGUUUUGCCGAAUUCCGAUCUCAAGAUUGAAGUUAAAGCGACCAAAGAUCCGAACAACUGUGGUACCUGCACCGUAAAAACACCAUGGAAUGGGUACGCUAUAAAAGAACGCGAUGUUGUAAGCCUGAAAGGGUGCAAGACUGACGAUGGCUGGGUCGUAGAAUGGGGCGGCCUUUUGGUCGUCAACCCUGACCAUCUUGUAUCUACAACACAGAUCGUACAGUCAUUGUACUGCACUCGUAAGACUGUCCUAAGCGGGCUAUUUAACGAAAUCGGCGACCGAGGCCCCGACCACAUGGUCAUAGGUUGCAUCGUACAUGAACUCCUCGAAGUGGUGUUAAUGAAAAAAUGCACGAUGCGCGACGAGAUAGAAAAAGUCUGCGAUGAAUUGACGAAAGGCCAAGGAUUCACGGUGAAAAUGUUCAUGGAGGGCAUGGACUAUGAAAAAACUGUUGAAAGGGUCCGCUCGUACUUGCCCAGCAUAUUCGACUUUGUAACCAGAUACAUGGCCUACAGUGGAAAACACCCAAAUAGGGCGAGGGUCGAUGGUGAAAACUGGAAUGGUGAGAUCGCUGAUGUGAUUGACAUCGAGGAGAACAUAUGGUCGCCAACCCUGGGCGUAAAAGGGAAGAUCGACGCCACUGUGCGAGUACGCACGCCGAACAAUAGGAACAUAUUGAAGUUGAUGCCUCUUGAGUUGAAGACGGGUAAAGUGUCAUUCAGCCUUGAGCACAGGGGCCAGGUCAUCCUCUACUGCAUGCUUCUACGUGAUUUGGGCGAGCGAGUCGAUGCGGGCUUACUCCUCUAUCUCAAGGACAGUGGCGGUAUUAAGGAGAUAGCAGCGGCCGAGAGGGAAAUGAGGGACCUCACGCUUCUGCGCAAUGGCCUGUCACAGUCAAUAUGCGAAAUCGAAAAGGCGCAGAAUGCCCGUCCUCCCGUAUUACCGAACCCGAUCAACAGGAAGAGCUGCACGUCCUGUGGACACCUCAUCGCCUGUUUUUCUGCUUUGAGGAUAGACGGUUUGAAUAAAAUCGAGAGUGAUAAUAUAUUGAGGGAGGUCGGCCCUGGGGCGACGGCCCACCUGAAACAAUGCCAUCUUGAGUAUGUAUUCCGCCUUGUCGCCCUUCAGACGUUAGAGAACGGCUCGUCGAAGUCAUCGGCUGCUCGUAUAUGGUCGGAGGAGGCGAAAAAGCGUGAGGAGAAAGGCCGUUGCUUCGCUGGCAUGGCGGUUGAGUCGUGCACGCCAUCAUCAUGCGGACGGUACAAUGUGUCAUUCGUCAAAGCAGAUUCAUCAAUUAUAUCUGCUGAGACGUUCUCAGUUGCGCAGACUGUCGCUGUAAGCCAGGGUGGAAGAGCGGUCGUUGCAAUGGGCUUCGUGAAAAGCGCAGACUCUCGUUCCGUUCAACUUCUUCUGGAUAGGUGCUUCAAACCUGGCGAUAAAGUCGAGUUAGACGCAUAUGAAUCUAAUGCCCUGCUCUCAUCUGUACUUUCAAACAUCGGUUUGUUUCUUGAAAAUACUCCAACAGCCGAAUUCCUGCGUGAGAGCAUAAUAGAGAAAAAGAUACCAAAAUUUGCGCCGAAGCUGACCUCGAAGGUGAAGAAACUUGGCCAGGGCGUCCUCGAGAAGCUGAACAGGGAGCAGUGUCGUGCUGUACUACAGGCGCUCGCUGCCGAAAGGUACAUCCUCGUCAAAGGCAUGGCCGGAACUGGCAAGUCAACUACGCUUAGGGCGCUUAUAACACUCCUUCACAGUCUCGGCAAGCGUGUACUCUUAACUGCGUACACCCAUUCUGCUGUUGACAACAUACUGGAACGACUAGUCGACACUGUACCCGUACUAAGAAUCGGGCCAGAUCACCGAAUCAAAACAUCAUUGCGUGACCACUGUGAGUCAUCUUUAAUACGAAAUAUGGAAGGCAUCACCGUAGAGAAGCUUGAAAAAGCUUUUCAAUCAUACCAAGUAGUUGGUGUGACUUGCCAUGGCGCAAGCCAUUUGUGGCUACAGCGGCAGCGGUUUGAUUAUUGCAUAGUCGACGAGGCAACUCAGGUCACGCAGACCGCCGUUCUUCGGCCGUUGUUCUUAGCUGAGAAAUUCGUCCUCGUCGGCGACCCUAAGCAGCUCCCGCCUCUUGUCCUUGAUGAACAGGCCAAGGCUCUAGGACUCGGGGAAAGUCUUUUUCAAAGGCUGGACUGCCCGGCAGUCACAACGGUUCUCAAGGAACAGUACAGGAUGAACAGGAAGAUCAAUGAGAUUGCCAACGGGCUGUCUUACGGAGGCGAACUCCGAUGCGCGAACGAUCACAUCGCUGAAGCAACAAUAGCUUACCCAAUUCGAGAUGAUGCACCUGCAUGGCUAGUUAAGGCACUGUCUGGGGACAUCCAAGAUUCCUUUGUAAUUGUCGACAUCCACGCCGAGUCGAAGAUGACAAAUUCAAAUGAACUGGAGGCGACGGCCGUCGAGCGGAUCGUAAACGAGCUUGCUGCAUCUGGAGCUGACAGUUCACAGAUCGGAGUCGUGGCAACGUAUAGGGAACAGGUGAACCUGAUAAGGCGGAAGCUGAAUGAACCAGCUGUCGAGGUGAACACAGUCGACCAGUACCAGGGAAGGGACAAGGAGAUCAUUUUGUACUCGACUUCGAAAAACACUAAUCACAAUCAUGAUGAUAUCACUGCAGAUAUGAACCGGCUCACAGUCGCAGUGACAAGGGCAAGGAAAAAAUUCAUACUCGUCUGCGACAAAGCGUUCAUAACAUUGUACUCCAACUUCGACCAGCUCAUCCGGCACAUACCAGCCGAGAAUACAGUCAAAUAUUUUUAAAAUAUCUCUUUUAUUUAAUUAAACAUAUUCAUUAAUACUUUAAAUCACGCUAAAGGGCAGGAGAAAAAAAUAACAGAGUCGAUGAACGUAAAUUUUUUUUCGUUCGUUUCCGUAGACUCGCUCAAGCGUAGAUUCUCAAGCCUUACAAUUCAUCGUAAAAUGGGAAAUUAUCAAAAUAAAAACAAAUAGACAAUAA